Epinephelus moara (kelp grouper) is the source of this 6926-nucleotide messenger RNA. It is a transcript of the gene trim32, whose product is annotated as tripartite motif containing 32. Lineage: Eukaryota; Metazoa; Chordata; Actinopteri; Perciformes; Serranidae. The record is from RefSeq and is a predicted model, not a curated record. The transcript is spliced from 2 exons. Gene Ontology annotation, molecular function: protein binding; zinc ion binding. The coding region runs from base 85 to 2142 and encodes 685 amino acids.
AGCUGCAGUAGCAGAGCCACAACACGCCCAUCCAAACCUCUCAACUUCCAACCAGCUAACGUUGAAGAAAAGGAAACCACCAUAAUGGAGGCAGCAUCUACCUCGCUGGACCCAGAUCUAAUGAGGGAGGUUCUUGAAUGCCCCAUCUGCCUGGAGACCUACAACCAGGAUCAAAUGAGACCCAAACUCCUGCAGUGUGGUCACACAGUGUGCCGGCAGUGUCUGGAGAAGCUGUUGGCGAAUACUAUAAAUGGUGUGCGCUGCCCUUUCUGUAGCAAGGUGUCCCGUAUGAGCAGUAUCUCCCAGCUGGCUGAUAAUCUCACUGUGCUCAAGAUCCUAGAUUGUACUACAUCCUGCAGCGCUGCCACUGCCGCCCUAAUGUGCAAGUCCUGCUGUAACCGCCUGCCACGUCAGUACUGCCAUGAUUGUGCCACAGUCCUCUGUGAGCCCUGUAAAGGAGAGGGCCACCUGCACCAAGGCCACUCAGUCCAGCCAAUUAGGGUGGCUGCUGAACAGCGUCGUAAAGAGCUGGGUGGCAAGCUGGCUGCUCUGCGUGAUGUCAUGGGUGAGAUUCAAAAGAAAAAGACAGCUAUUGAUAACAUUUCCAAGUCCUUGAGACUAAAGUACCAUGCAGUGCAGCAAGACUAUACUUCAGCUGAGCUGCGUCUUCAAGAGGAACUCAGCAGGUCUCGAAGGACAUUCACAGCUUCCCUGGCAGAAGUGGAAAAGCUAAAUGGGCAGGUGCUGGAGGAGCAGACGUAUCUCCUUAACAUUGCAGAGGUAAAAGUGGUGUCACGCUGUGAUUAUCUGUCAAUGCUGGUGAGGCAGAGUGACAUCGCUUUGCUAAAGGAUGAUAGCGACGGCACUGAUGAUGAAGAGCUGGAUUUGAGGAGCAGCUUGCCCACCAUGUUUCAGCUGCAAGAGCCCCAGCUGGUCAGAGCAGAGCACUCCAAACCUCUAGAAGUGGGCCAAGUGACCACAAAUACUUACACUGUCAAUACAGAGGAUGAGGAGAGUGGGUUGGAGAUUGCACUUGAGGGUGAUGUAGAGGGUGUAGCUGGGGCAAUAGGGGCUACAGGCGGUGGAACGGGGGCUCCGGUGGAUCUUUACAGAGACAUUGACAUGGUUGCAGCUGUAGAGGAGACAGUAUGUGGUUCACCAGCCAGCUUUAAGUCAAAGUCCAUGGAUGCAGGUGGGGGAUCACCUGGAGGAGCUGGGGCAAGUGCGGGACCUCCAGUCUGCCAGUUUGUGAAGAAGAUGGGCUGCAAGGGAACUCUACCUGGCAUGUUUAAUUUACCAGUAAGCAUCUGUGUAACACCGCAAGGUGAGGUCCUGGUAGCUGAUCGUGGCAACUACCGCAUCCAGAUCUUCAAUCGCAAAGGUUUCCAGCGUGAAAUCCGCCGUAAUGCCAGCAGCAUCGACAACUUUGUCCUGAGCUUCCUUGGGGCUGAUCUGCCUAACCUCAUCCCAUUAUCCAUUGCUGUCACUCCUCAAGGCCUGAUUGGGGUCACUGACAACUAUGAUAACUCAGUAAAAGUCUACACUAUGGAUGGACACUGUGUGGCUUGCCAUAAGAACCAGCUGAUUAAACCCUGGGGCAUCACUGCCAUGCCAUCAGGUCAGUUUGUGGUGUCAGAUGUGGAAGGUGGCAAGCUGUGGUGUCUAGCAGUGGACCGCAAUGUAGGCGUGGUCAGCUACAACCGACUGUGUUCUGCUGUGCGGCCAAAGUUUGUGACGUGUGAUGCAGCUGGAACAGUCUAUUUCACCCAGGGCCUAGCUCUGAACUUUGAGAAACGUCACAAUGAGCCCCACCUGGAAGGUGGCUUCUCUAUUGGCUCAGUGGAUACAGACGGCCAGCUAGGCAAGCAGCUCAGCCAUUUCUUCUCAGAGACAGAGGACUUCCGCUGCAUCACUGGCAUGUGUGUGGACGCCAAUGGAGAUUUGCUGGUAACGGACAGUGGUAGGAAAGAAAUCCUCCAGUUUCCCAAAGAGGGUGGAUUCAAAAUUCUCAUCCAGGAAGGGCUGACCUGCCCUGUAGGAGUGGCCACCACCCAGAAAGGACAGCUGCUAGUGCUGGAUUGUUGGGACCACUGUGUCAAAGUCUACACAUACAUUCAGAGAAGGCACUCGUCCACUUCUUAGAGGAACAAUCCAGUCUAUUCGCACAUGAGCAUGAGAGAUUUAGUGGGUAUGUGUUGGUAGGUGUGUGUGGAGAAGUCUUUGAAAAGGUAGAAUCACACUGUUAUCUGUCACUUUAGUUUGGCUGCAGUCCAAACAAUUCUCACUCCAGCUUUCAUUGGGUUUUAAAUAAACAUUCUAGUCAGUUCGGUUCAAUUUAAAACCCACUGGAUUUUAAUUUAAUACCCUUAAAUUAAAAAUCCUCCACUUAAGCUGCCCCUUUCCUGAUUAUUUAAACGGAUCACAACACUAAAACAGACCUUGAAACAUUUUUACAUCAAAGAAUCCUGGCACAGGUUGUCACAUUAAAAUAAGCAAAAGAAGCCAUUGAUGUCAAAGCUAAUGCGGGCACAAAGUACAGAUGAUUUCCCUUCCUCUGUUACACCGCUAUAUCCACCAUUCAGCCUGACUGUAUGUGAUGCAUGGCUUUCACUGAUCUGGCUCAGCUUUGCUAAAGAGAAACAGGAGGAAGAAGAGCUGAAAAUGAACACGCAUUUGCAUAUAAAAUAAAGCAUACCAAGGCUUUUGGCCUGUGAAGCACUUUAUUAUUGACACAACACUGUUUCCUAAUGUUAGGUUUUAGUAGCACAGACUAACAUUGAUGUUGCUAAAUGCAGCUGGCAGCUUAAAAGUUUACUGGGCAGUUAGCUAAUGGCAAAACAGUAAGCAAGUAUCAGCAUUCAUUGAAUUAAAUUCAGUAACGUUCAGGGAACAUUAAGUGUUGAAUAUUAGGGAUGGGGGUUGAGCAACAAAAUCACAACAUGAUUGGCUGUGGAGGAAAGCUGGGUAAUAUGGGGCAAUGGUGAUAUGUAUUGGGUUUUUGUGGGUUAAAGCUUUUUUUGAGGGUAGCUGAGUUAGUGCAAUCAGAAUUAGGGUUACUGAUUAAUUUGUGGACCAUAGUAUUAUGGUUUUGUCCCAGUAUCCAUUGGCACUGCUUCACUAGUGUGUGUACUGUGCAUUUUGGAGCAACACAUCCACUUAAAUUUUCAGAGCAAGGACUGCUUCCUGUCUGUAACUUCUCUGUAUGCUCUUUCAUUCAGCCCUCUCCUAGUGACUUCCAAGCCACAGCCUCACUUAUGUCACUAGGAGGCAGGUUGAGGUAACCAUCUGCAAGAUAACAUUAUUGCUAUCUGCUCCACUUCCUGUUUUAACUGCUCUGCUCAGUCAUACAUUUCACAACAUUUCCAGGCCUCUGCACCCCCUUCUGCUUGCCUUUUAUUUAACCUGCACCAUUAAAGUUAGCUUUGAUCACAAACACUGUAGCUCCUAGUGUGAGUCCUACUUCUCAGACAGAACUGUGUGAAUUAUGAAUAGAGUAGCAAAGGUUCCAGAUGACCUUUGUAACAUGGGAGGCUUUUUAAAUUUCAUGUCUCUGUUAUUUCUAUUCCCUGUGGGCUUACCUUCAGCUACAUCAUACAGACAUCUAUAAAUUACUUUCUGUUGCUACGCCAGUACAACUAACACUAAAUAGCUCCAGCAACCAGACCAAAUUAAAGGCUAACUUCGGAAUUUUCCUACCUUGACCUUAUUUUCCCAUGUUUUCUUUCUAAAGGACUAAUGGGAAGAGCAGUUACUGAAAUUGGUCGAGUAUUGAGCAACAAGGCUGCAAGCAGCAGCCAAGAAAUCGGCUGCAGUGUAAUCACUCUGGAAAAUUAUGCACUGUCAAUCUACAUCCACUAAAAGUGCUUGUUUUUGCAAUUGACAGGCUCGUAAGUGUCCGAUAACUUUACAGAAAGGAUACCUAUAGAGGUCGACCCAAGAGUAAGAGCAAGAUCCUUUUUGUUGAACCACAAACACCCCCAAAUGGCUAUCACCAAACUCACCAGACUCCAUUUGAAUGAAGAGUAAUUUUAUCAUGGUGAAACACACUUUAUUCAAAGGUGAUUGAAACAAAAUAAAACUCCCAAAAGCCAUCUCAGUUUAUCUCUCCACUGUUCAACAAUCAACAACUCUGGUUUGGUUGAAAUAAACCCUUAAUUCAACCACUUAGAUGUGAAAAUAUGCUGGUUUUAUACAAGCUAAGAUUACUGUUUAUUUAAAUAGUCUGGUGGAUUUGGCAGUCACAAUUUUGGGGCUGUUUCUGGCUAAACAAAAAGAAUCAUUAACAAAAAGGUUGACCUCUGCAGGGAACGCUUCAAAAAUGGUUGUUCCAAAUAGUCACUUAUACACAAAAACAUGGAAAAACAGGUCCAGGUUGAAAAAUACCAAAGCUACACUUGGAGCGAAAGGGUACAACAGACACUUACAACUUCAAUAAUGUUUACAAAAGUUUGUUCAAACCUGACAUUUAUUCCAGAGAACUUAUUCCACGCCAUUGUCUCCUCAAGCCUGGCCUGUGGUUGCACAAUCUUUUUAGGGAUCACUGGCAGGAGUGUUCAGAAUAGCACUGCUAGGAUAAUGAUGAGUGAAAACUCCAGCGUCACACACCAAAUCCUGGCUUUUGUUACACCGGGGUGUUGGUUCUGUGUUGCUGUGUCUCCCUCAGGUUUUUAAUUCAACACUAGGCACCUUGCAACCUGAGUUCUCCAGUGUUGUUAGAUAUGGUAAAGACAACAGCCAUAUGUAGUGUUUUGCAAGUUAGUCGGUGGCACUAGUCGACAUUAAAUCCAUCUAUAUCCGCAUUUAUUUCAUUUAUUGUUUUACCAUGUAGCUUUACCGAAUUGAUGACGCUUUCAGGUAACACAACAAUAAAAGACACCUUUAAUCAAAAUAUUUAGUGGCCUAAAUAUGGGGAAUCAAGUUAAUCAUUGAAACCCACAAGUGUAUGUAACAUAUGCUAUGUCCAUAAAGUCGUUAAUAGGAAAUACACCUUCCCGCCAUGUAUCUUCCGGUCUAGGUAUGCUCAGAAGAGCACCUCAGUUGCAGAUAUUUCAGCCUUAUAAAUGAAUUACUUCACAAAGCUGACCUUAACGCUGCACCUGGAGCCCUAUUAAACAACAACAUGCAACUAUACAUAUCUGAGAAUCAAACUGUAUCAGAAACAAUAAGUGUUUUUAAUAUUUCUACAUAAGCAAAGUGAUAAAGAGUAGAGAAAAAAUAGAACUGAAUAAGUAUCAGGUGAAUUCUGUCAUGGUCAUUACUUGUGCUUUUCUGUUUAACACAAUGUAUUGGUUUUCUCGUUAGACCAUGUUAUAUCAACACUAAAUUAGUAGAUUGUAAUGCUAGGUAGUCUCAGCUGCAUGUCAACCUCGCCAUAACGACAUUUUUCUUCAGUGCUUUUACUUUAUUCACGGUCACUGGAAGUCUCUAGAGAAUAUUCAAACUUUCACAGUGACAAAAAAAAAAAGCAUCAAAUGCUAGAAAAAUGAAGUGUCCUUGUGUCAGUGUGCUCAACAUCAGAGUGUCUCACAUCAUUGGAAUAUGUUUUGUCAUAUGUCAUUGGAGAGAAGUUAUUUCCUCGCAUACUUCUUCACAGUUUACUCAUUUAUACCAUUGAAUUGUAAUACCGCAAUAUGUCCAUGAACCAAACUCCUACGUGUUUAAGGUGUUACAUCCUUUGGAGGCUGUGAAUUUUACAAUGUGUUGAACACAUGACACACAUCUCUGUGUAGUCAAAUUCAUGUUUGUAUUGUUGAUUAUCCGAGUGCAAUAAACAUUUAUGAAACAACUAGAAUCGCAGUGGCAGUUUUUCAUGCCAUAUUAAGAUUUGUGCUCGCAUUUAUCAAAUAUGUGUAUUCAUACAGUUUUCUGUGUGAGCGUUGUCACAGCAGUCCUCUUGUCACCAUAAUUGGCUGGCUGUAGAGAUCCAUUUAAACAUAUUUUGAUUUAUGCUCCUAAGUAGCAGUGGGGGAUAAGGACAAAAAUAAUGAUGCAAGAAUGUGGGCUUUUGAAACCCAUGAUGAGUGUAAUUUCAAAAAGACUCGUCAUGUCUUAUAGUCAGUGGUGGAAGAAGUAUUCAAAUCCUUAAGUAAAUGUAGAAAUAAAACAAUAGAAAGAUAGUUACAAAUAAAAGUAAAAGUACAAAACUAUCAGUGACAUGUACUUUAAGGAGUAUUUAACCCCACAAAUGACUAUAAAUCUAUUACUCACCUAGUGCUACGUUCAAUUUGCGAAGAAAAUGUUUUUCUAGCAUGCCUCCUCGGUGAACGAAGAAUCCAAAAAAUGAGAAAUUUGUGAUAAAGUAAUAGGGGUCUACGUUUAACAACAGCAAAACUACAGCAAAACAUAGGUGUUUCUAGCCCAUUUUUGGGGGUGCUGAAGCACCUCUAAAUUGAAUCCCAGCACCCCUGAAAUUUGAGAGAUUUUUUUUAUUUUAUUUUUUUUAUUGUAUGUCCUUUUUUAACAAGCUAGAAAAGUGUCAAAACCAUAAAGUACUUGGUUGCAACGUAAUAUUUUAACAACAAAAAUACGGCAGCACCCCCCUUGCCUCAAAAAUGGUUUGAUCCACCCCAUCCCUCCCACCUUUCCCCGACCCGGGCUCUGAGCGCUCUAUCUGCACAGAGCAAUGCGCUGCCUUCCAGAGUGUUGCAGUAGUGGUGUAAGUACCUGGCUUAAACCAGGCUAUGUGGCACAUUUCUUAACUUCUACCACUCAAUACCAACACAUUAUUAUCAUUACCAGUCCUCAUUUUUGCUGCAUUUAAUCGUAGGUCACUGUUUAUGUUGUUAGGUAGGAGUUAGCUGACGUUUUUUCUAGCUAGGAAACGUUACAGGUGGUCAGUACCACUGUCCUCUGUUUGAAUUGUAAUGAGAGAAGCUAGCUGUUGUGUCAUGUGCAUGUGUUAAUAUUAAAGCCAAGGUGCUACUGAC